AUGCCGGGGGUGCCCCUCGCCCCGCUGCUGCUGCUGCUCCUGCUGAGCCCCCCGCCGCCCCCCGCCCGGGCAGCGCCCCCCGCCCGCGCCACCCCCCGCCCCCGAGGGCUGCCGACCCCCCCCGCCCAGCCCACGGGGGUGGGCACGGCGGCGGGACCCCCCAGAGGCGACGGGGGAUCCCCCCCGAGGGGCACCACGGCCGCCCCCCCGAGAGGCUCCGCGACGGGACCCCCCAAAGGCGGCGAGGGGUCCCCCCCAAAGGGCACGGCGGCGGGACCCCCCAAAGGCGGCGGGGGGUCCCCCCAGAGGGGCACCACGGCCGCCCCCCCGAGGGCCAGCACGACGGGACCCCCCAAAGGCAGCGGAGCGUCCCACCCGAGGGGCGCCACGACGGGACCCCCGAAAAGCAGCGGGGUGUCCCCUCCGAGGGGCACCACGACGGGCCCCCCCAAGGGCAGCGGGGUGUCCCCCCCGAGGGCAACCCCGGUGACCCCCCCGCGGGGCAGCGGGACGCCCCCCAGCCCCGGCCCCUCCCGGCGCGGGGGGCUGCGGGAGGGGGACCCCGCGGCCACAGCCCCGGCCCCAAAGGUCCCCGCGGUGAGGAAGAGGAAGGUGGUGGUGAGGAAGAAAGUGGUGAGGAAGAAGGUGGUGAGGAAGAAGAAGCCGAAGGCUCCGGCCGCCCCACAGGGACCCUCGUGCCCCCCCCUGGGGCUGGAAUCCCUGCGGGUGGACGACACGCAGCUCCACGCGUCCAGCCACAAACGCCCCGGGCUGGGCGCCCACCGGGGCCGCCUCAACAUCCAGUCGGGGCUGUACGACGGGGACCCCUUCGACGGCGGGUGGUGCGCGGGGCGGGAGGACGCGGGGCAGUGGCUGCGGGUGGACGCCCGGCGCCUCACCCUCUUCACCGGCGUGGUCACCCAGGGGCUCAACUCCAUCUGGACGUACGACUGGGUGACGUCCUACAAGGUGCAGGUCAGCAACGACUCCCACGCGUGGGUGCCGAGCAGGAACGGCUCCGAGGAGGCGGUGUUCCCCGGGAACAAGGACCCCGAGACGCCGGUGCUGAACGUGCUGCCCACGCCCCUGGUGGGGCGGUUCCUGCGCAUCAACCCCCAGAGCUGGUUCCCCAACGGCACCAUCUGCCUGCGGGCCGAGGUGCUGGGCUGCCCCCUGCCCGACCCCAGCGAUGCCUACGCCUGGCACGGCCCGGCCCCGCCCGCCUCCGACCUGGAUUUCCGACACCACAACUACAAGGAGAUGAGAAAGCUGAUGAAGCGGGUGAGCGAGGAGUGCCCCGACAUCACCCGCGUGUACAGCAUCGGGCACAGCUCCCGCGGGCGCCGCCUCUACGUCAUGGAGAUCUCCGACCACCCCGGGCAGCACGAGCUCGGGGAGCCCGAGUUCCGCUACGUGGCCGGGAUGCACGGGAACGAGGUGCUGGGCCGGGAGCUGCUGCUCAACCUCAUGGAAUACCUGUGCCGGGAAUUCCGGAGGGGCAACCCCCGCGUGGUGCAGCUGGUCACGGACACCCGCAUCCACCUGCUGCCCUCCAUGAACCCCGACGGAUACGAGACCGCCUACGAGCUGGGCUCGGAGCUGGCGGGCUGGGCCAUGGGCCGCUGGACCUACGAGGGCAUCGACCUCAACCACAACUUCGCCGACCUGAACACGGCGCUGUGGGACGCCGAGGACAACGACCUGGUGCCCCACGAGUUCCCCAACCACUACAUCCCCAUCCCCGAGUACUACACCCUGGCCAACGCCACGGUGGCCCCCGAGACGCGGGCGGUGAUCGCGUGGAUGCAGCGCUUCCCGUUCGUGCUGAGCGCCAACCUGCACGGGGGGGAGCUGGUGGUCACCUACCCCUUCGACAUGACCCGCACCUACUGGAAGGCUCAGGAGCUCACCCCCACGCCCGACGACGGCGUGUUCCGCUGGCUGGCCACGGUCUACGCCACCGCCAACCUGGCCAUGGCCAGCGGCGACCGCCGGCGCUGCCACUACGACGACUUCGCCCGCCUGGGCAACGUCAUCAACGGGGCCGACUGGCACACGGUGGCCGGCAGCAUGAACGACUUCAGCUACCUGCACACCAACUGCUUCGAGAUCACCGUGGAGCUCUCCUGCGACAAGUUCCCGCACGCCUCGGAGCUGCCCCACGAGUGGGAGAACAACCGCGAGUCCCUGCUGCUCUUCAUGGAGCAGGUGCACCGAGGGAUCAAGGGCGUGGUCCGGGACAGUGACACCGAGCAGGGCAUCCCCAACGCCAUCAUCGCCGUGGAUGGCAUCAACCACGACGUCCGCACCGCCGUGGACGGGGACUACUGGCGGCUGCUGAACCCGGGCGAGUACGAGGUGACGGCGCGGGCCGAGGGCUACGAGGCGGCCACGCGGUCGUGCUGGGUGUCCUUCGAGAACGUCCCGACCCCCUGCAGCUUCCGCCUGGAGCGGGCGCGGGGGCGGCCCCGGGGGUCCCGCCCGGCCCCCGACCCGACCCUGCGGCUGCGGCGGCAGCGCCUGCGCCGCCUGCGCGCCCACGGCCGCGGCCACCGGCCGGGACCGGCACCGGGACCGUGACCGGGGGCUCCCGGGGCCGCGGGCUCGGCCCGGGGGGCGCGGGGGGCGCGGGGGUCGGGGCCGGGGCGGGCGCGCCCGGCGGGACGGGACGGCUCCCAGUAAAGUUGGCUGCGCUGCCGCUGCGCCUCUGCGGGGCUGGGGGGGACCGGGAAUGACAACGGGACCGGGAACGGGAUCGGGAACGGGAUCGGGAAAGGGGCUGGACCGACCCCGGGGCCCGCGUGGGAACUACGGGAGGCCACGCCCCCUGUGGAGGCCACGCCCCCUCUCUGUCCAUCAAUGGCCCCUCCUCGCAAGCCCCGCCCACCCCCGCUGACCAACGGAGGCUCCGCCACAAACCCCGCCCCCAGUAGGCCCCGCCCCGACACCCAGUGGUCCCGCCCCCUUCCCCCUCGCUGGGCUCCCAUUGGCUGCUGGCGGCGGGUGGGCGGGGCUGGGGGCACCGGGCCCGGGGGGGAUGCGGGGGGUCCCUGGGAGGGUUCGGGGGGCCCGGGGGGCUCAUGGGGACAAUGAGGGGUUGGGCAGCGCUGGGACAAUGCGGGUUCCCCGCGCGGGGAGCCCGGGGAGCGAUGGGGCCGUGGGGACACUGGGGGGGCCAUGGGGACAACAGGGGGGUCCGGGCCGUGGGGGCACGGGGGGCUGUUGGGACUGGGGGGCACUGGGAGAGGGCCCAGGGGGUGCCGUGCCCGUGCCCUCAGGGGAACACGGGCCGGCAGAGGAAUUGGGCACCGGCACGCCCGGAGCCCCCGGGAGAACGGGAGAGGGGCACAGGAACUGGGCAUCGGCAUCGGACACCGGCACUGGGAGAGCUCGGGGGGCACAGGAGUCGGGACUGGUACCCCCCGAGCCCUGGCACAGCCCCGGGCCCACACACUUCUGGUACUGGCAUCGGAACCAGCACCCCCAGGAGAACCGGGAGGGCACAGGAACCAGCACCGGCACCCCCGAACCCCAGGGAGUGGGUGGCACACGGGCACGGGGGUGGCACGGGGGGGGCGGACCGUCGGGCCCCACACUGGGGGGUCUGCGGGGUGCAAAGGAGGGGCCGGGGUGGCCCCCCCUCAGCCCCCCGGGAGCCCUGCCAGGGCAGGGGUCCAGCUCCCCGGGGCGGGGGGGGCAGUGCCCUGCUUGGUCCUGAUGCCACCACGUCCCCUGGGGGGCUUCUGGCUGCCCAAGGGAACCGCAGGACCCCCACCCGCGUGUCCCUCCCACCCCCCCGCACCCCCCGGUGCCCGCGGGUCGGGCACUGCCCGAAAUAAAGGACUGUCCCCCACGCUGGGCUCAGCCGUUCUUCGGGGGGGUCCCCAGCACGACGGGGGUCCCCGGCACCGCACGGCCCCCCAUGGCCCCCCCGGGAAGGCUCCAGCGCGGGGCUGGCGGGGAUUUCACCCCAGACCCCCGAGGCAUCGCUGUGAUGACCCCCCCAGUCCCCUGUGCCAGCGGGGGGCUCUGGGCAGGGGGUGGGGGUCUCCUGCAGUGGGGACACCCCCUGGUGAGGGGCUGGACCCCCACCCCGGUUCGAUACGUUGCCGUUUGGACCCAGGGCUGCCCCAUCCCUUGGAUUGGGCGGGGAUGGGGGCCCGGGCAGUGGUUUUGUCUGUCCCCCCCCCACUGCUCGGGACCCCCAUGCCCUGUCCAGAUGCCGCUGCCCCCCGAUCCCCCCCCGUGACCCCACAACCUUCCCGGGAUGGGUUUAUGGCAUCAUCCCACCCCGGCGGCGGCGGCACUUCCCACCCGCGCCUGCGCUCCCCGCGCCGCCGGAGCCUCCGUGGGCCUGGGAACGGGCUGAACGAGGGGGAACCCCCCCGUGCUGCCACCGGGGACCCCCCAAAA
Molecule: messenger RNA, 4413 nt
Organism: Pseudopipra pipra
Lineage: Eukaryota; Metazoa; Chordata; Aves; Passeriformes; Pipridae
Gene: CPXM1
Product: carboxypeptidase X, M14 family member 1
Exons: 14
Coding region: 1-2580 (859 amino acids)
Biological process (GO): peptide metabolic process; protein processing
Molecular function (GO): metallocarboxypeptidase activity; zinc ion binding
Source: RefSeq, a predicted model, not a curated record